Messenger RNA from Mesoplodon densirostris (Blainville's beaked whale), 2641 nucleotides. It is a transcript of the gene ZNF565, whose product is annotated as zinc finger protein 565. The transcript is spliced from 6 exons. Gene Ontology annotation, biological process: negative regulation of transcription by RNA polymerase II. The record is from RefSeq and is a predicted model, not a curated record. The coding region runs from base 234 to 2177 and encodes 647 amino acids. Gene Ontology annotation, molecular function: RNA polymerase II cis-regulatory region sequence-specific DNA binding; DNA-binding transcription repressor activity, RNA polymerase II-specific. Lineage: Eukaryota; Metazoa; Chordata; Mammalia; Artiodactyla; Ziphiidae.
GUGAGCCCAGUGGGUCCUGCUGGCGCUGGGCAGGCUGGUGAUUGUGGUACCCGGUGGGGAUUGCCGAGCAGGCAGGUUGAUAGUCUCCAGCUGGAAUGGAUUGGGAGCUGGAAAAGAGAAGUCAGGGACAAGAAGAGGCUAACAUGACUGGUACCGUUAUAAUUUAGUGAACCGCCCCUUUUCUGAAGAGGAGUCCAAAGGAAGACUGGUCAUCUCUUGCAGAUCUCAAAACCAUGGCUCAGGGAUCAGUGUCAUUCAAAGAUGUGACUGUGGACUUUAGUCAGGAGGAGUGGCAGCACCUGGAUCCUGCUCAGAAGAUGCUAUACAUGGAUGUGAUGUUGGAAAACUACUGCCACCUCGUUUCUGUGGGGUGUCACAUGACCAAGCCUGACGUGAUCCUCAAGUUGGAACGAGGAGAAGAGCCAUGGACAUCGUUUACAGGUCAUACCUGUUUAGAAGAAAAGUGGAAAGCUGAAGACUUUUUAGUGAAAUUCAAGGAACAACAAGAUAAGUUUUCUAGAUCAGUUGUAUUAAUCAACCACAAAAAACUGAUUAAGGAGAACAGUAGUGCAUAUGGAAAGACAUUUACUUUAAGCAAAAACCCUAUUAAUUCAAAAAACCUACCUCCUGAAUAUGACACUCAUGGAAAGAUUUUUAAAAAUGUUUCAGAAUUAAUCAUCAGCAAUCUAAGUCCUACAAGAAAGAGACUUAGUGAGCAUAAUGGAUAUGGGAAAUCACUCCUCAGUACUAAGCCAGAGACAGCUCACUCUGGAAUCAAAUCCUAUAAUCAAUGUGGUAGGACUGUCAGUCAUAAUGAAAUGAUUAUGCAAUAUCAUGAGAUAGAAACUUCAGCACAGUCAUUUGGAUAUAAUGACUGUGAGAAAUCCUUCCUUAAAAAAGGAGGCCUAAUUAUACAUAAUAGAGCUUACAGAAGGGAAAAACCAUCUGAAUAUAAUAAAAGGAGAAGAACAACCAAUAUUGAAAAAAAGCAUAUAUGCACUGAAUGUGGGAAAUCCUUCUGCAGGAAAUCAGUAUUGAUUCUGCAUCAGGGAAUUCACACAGAGGAAAAACCCUACCAAUGUCAUCAAUGUGGAAAUUCAUUUAGAAGGAAAUCAUAUCUCAUUGAUCAUCAGAGAACUCACACUGGAGAGAAACCCUUUGUUUGUAAUGAAUGUGGUAAGUCCUUCCGCCUAAAGACAGCCCUCACUGAUCAUCAGAGAACACAUACAGGGGAGAAAUCUUAUGAAUGUCCACAAUGUAGGAAUGCCUUCAGAUUGAAGUCACACCUCAUUCGUCAUCAGAGAACUCACACAGGAGAGAAACCGUAUGAGUGUAAUGACUGUGGGAAGUCUUUCCGCCAGAAGACAACACUCUCCCUACAUCAGAGAAUUCAUACAGGAGAGAAACCCUAUAUUUGUAAAGAAUGUGGGAAGUCCUUUCACCAGAAGGCAAAUCUUACUGUACAUCAGAGAACUCAUACAGGGGAAAAGCCCUAUAUUUGUAAUGAAUGUGGGAAAUCCUUCUCUCAGAAGACAACGCUCGCUCUUCAUGAGAAGACUCAUAAUGAAGAGAAACCUUAUAUUUGUAAUGAGUGUGGAAAAUCCUUCCGCCAGAAGACAACCCUUGUGGCACAUCAGAGAACACAUACAGGGGAAAAAUCCUAUGAAUGUCCUCACUGUGGGAAGGCUUUUAGAAUGAAGUCAUACCUCAUUGAUCAUCACAGAACUCACACAGGAGAGAAACCAUAUGAAUGUAAUGAAUGUGGGAAAUCCUUCAGUCAGAAGACAAAUCUCAAUCUACAUCAGAGAAUUCAUACAGGAGAGAAACCCUAUAUUUGUAAUGAGUGUGGGAAGUCUUUUCGCCAGAAAGCAACCCUCACUGUACAUCAGAAAAUACAUACAGGGCAGAAAUCCUAUGAAUGCCCUCAGUGUGGGAAAGCCUUUAGCAGGAAAUCAUAUCUCAUUCAUCAUCAAAGAACUCAUACAGGAGAGAAACCAUACAAGUGUAAUGAAUGUGGGAAGUGCUUCCGCCAGAAGACAAAUCUCAUUGUACAUCAGAGAACUCAUACAGGGGAGAAGCCUUAUAUUUGUAAUGAGUGUGGUAAGUCCUUCAGUUAUAAGAGAAACCUUAUUGUCCAUCAAAGAACUCACAAGGGAGAAAACAUGGUAAUGCAGUAAUAAAUGAUGUGAUUUCUUUGUGAAGCCUUUCUAAGUUAUUGUAAAACUUUAGUUUUUUUAAAAAGCAUGCUUAAUGUGAAUAAGGUAAUUUUAAUCACAAAUGUAAUAAUAAUUAUUAACUUAAUGUACUAUACCACAUAACUAUUUAUCUAGCAUAUGUUUACUAGCAUAUGAAAUGGAUAUGAUCAUUGAUAUUGAACUCUUAUCAGCAAUGAAGCUAAUUUUUUACGUUUUCAAGUUCUCCUGCUGACUCAGUUUAUUUUUUUUAAUUCUUAUAUAAUACAUGCAGAAGCAAGAUACAAGGUGGUUUUAGGUAUCAGUCUCCAUAAGAGGAAGAAAUUAUGAAGUAUAUUUCUCAUUGCACUCUGUGGAAUAAAAGUUAGUUGUUACUUCCCCAAAGAUUAGCACUUCCCUGGCUUUUAACAUGAAAUAGUUUUUGCAUGUCUUUAAACUUUACGUUUUAU